AUGCAUGCGCUCGACGGCGCCAUUAUACACGAUAUCUGGAACGGCGCGGGUCCGCAUGACGAUAAACCGGUAGGGUUCGCCCCUGAGGACUUCAUCUCUGGAGCCGAGGUUUCCCUCCCGAAGCCUCCGAACAACUACCGCCAAUGCGUGCGCUGCAUGGAGUGCUUCGAUCCGGCGGACAAUGGGCCUCUGGCGCCCUCUACCCAGCCAUCUACCUCCCGUGCUGCGGCACAGGCAGACUCAACAUUCCAGGGCUACAUCCCCCCUACAAUCCUAUUUGUCUCCACGACCUCCGCAAGGCAUUUAUCCCACCGCACCGUUGAAUACUACCUGUCGUCUCAAGGCACACGACUCGCGUUCAUCCCAUUCGACCAAGAAAUGGAGGAGGUAUUCUGGGAGGACCCAGAAGCUUCAAUGCACCGCGCUUUCGCUGAAGCCGUCAAUGCGUCGGGGAUAGCCCCGAACUUCACGGCGGCCAGCUUCAAGGAUGAAGGGGCCAACGUCAGCGGUCCCUACCACACCGCUAACCCGCGGCCCGUGCCCGGCCUCUCUGCGAGAGCUCUCCAUCCCGCUGCCAUUCAACCUCCGGAUCAAGACCUGAAUCACGACGACGACCCAACAACUCCGCUAUUCGAACGCCUGGACGUUCUGGACGAACUGGAGCACACUCCUGAGAUAGAGAAGGAGCGGUACGAGGUCAGGAACCGGCUGAUAGUAAUGGUGGCCUGGUGUGCGGGGCCCGAUUACUGGGAGAGGUAUUGGCGUGCGCUAGGGUUUUCGCGCCCCCUGAGGCCUCGUCCUGAGGGAGUGGAAAGCUUAGGGUAUAUGGACUAUCAAGAUGAAGAGGACGUGGGGGUGUACGUCGCCCCAGUGCGGGAAACUCCAGCGCUGAGCGAGGUGAAGGUUGAGGAGGCUCAUGCCCUGGAGUUCGACUCCGUGGAGGACGAAGACUUGGUCCGAGUGGAGGCAAUACUGGAACGUGGAGCUCUACGACAGCGGAUACACGGCAUCUACUGCAUCCACGAAUCCAUGGACACCGCCGUACAACACAUACUCAAGGACAGCGAAGGGAUUAAGGACCUCCCCAUCCUCUACCGGCAAAUCGUCGACCACCUGAAGGACAUCCAGGAAAGGAGCUGGUCACCGCGACCGACCGCCCCCAUACCCAUCCCUGUCUCUCCACGAUACCCCCGUGUCAUAUACGCGCACAUAUACAAGUAG
Trametes versicolor FP-101664 SS1 is the source of this 1221-nucleotide messenger RNA. RefSeq lists its product as uncharacterized. The coding region runs from base 1 to 1221 and encodes 406 amino acids. The transcript is spliced from 8 exons. The record is from RefSeq and is a predicted model, not a curated record. Lineage: Eukaryota; Fungi; Basidiomycota; Agaricomycetes; Polyporales; Polyporaceae.